This is a messenger RNA of Kazachstania africana CBS 2517, 1338 nucleotides long. RefSeq names its product homocitrate synthase LYS21 (gene LYS21). Gene Ontology annotation, cellular component: mitochondrion. The record is from RefSeq and is a predicted model, not a curated record. Gene Ontology annotation, molecular function: homocitrate synthase activity. Bases 1 to 1338 code for a protein of 445 amino acids. The transcript has a single exon. Lineage: Eukaryota; Fungi; Ascomycota; Saccharomycetes; Saccharomycetales; Saccharomycetaceae.
AUGACUGAAAACAAAAGUGACACUUUCCAAAAAGUUACAGAAACCACAUCAGCACCAGAUCCUCAUCAAGUUAAUCCGUAUGGGCCUAACCCUUCCGAUUUUUUAUCUAACGUCAACAGUUUCCAAUUGAUUGACUCGACUUUGAGAGAAGGUGAACAAUUCGCUAAUGCCUUCUUUGACACUGAGAAGAAGAUCGAAAUUGCCAAGGCAUUGGACGAUUUUGGUGUCGAUUACAUAGAAUUGACAUCUCCAGUCGCUUCUGAACAAUCUCGUAAAGAUUGUGAAGCCAUUUGCAAAUUAGGUUUAAAGGCAAAGAUCUUGACACAUAUUCGUUGUCACAUGGAUGACGCUCGUGUUGCUGUUGAAACCGGUGUCGAUGGUGUCGAUGUUGUUAUCGGUACUUCAAAGUUCCUUAGACAAUACUCUCACGGUAAAGAUAUGAAUUACAUUGCUAAGAGUGCCGUUGAAGUUAUUGAAUUCGUUAAAUCUAAGGGUAUUGAAAUCAGAUUUUCAUCAGAAGAUUCUUUUAGAAGUGACUUAGUCGAUUUAUUGAACAUUUAUAAGACAGUUUCUCAAAUUGGUGUCAACAGAGUUGGUAUUGCUGACACUGUUGGUUGUGCGAACCCAAGACAAGUUUAUGAACUAGUUAGAACAUUAAAGAGUGUUGUUUCCUGUGAUAUAGAAUGCCAUUUCCACAACGAUACGGGUUGUGCAAUUGCUAAUGCUUACACUGCAUUGGAAGGUGGUGCUAAAUUGAUCGAUGUCUCAGUAUUGGGUAUUGGUGAAAGAAAUGGUAUAACACCAUUAGGUGGUUUAAUGGCAAGAAUGAUUGUUGCCGCCCCAGAAUAUGUCAAAUCCAAAUAUAAGUUACACAAGAUAAGAGACAUUGAAAAUCUUGUUGCUGAUGCAGUCGAAGUUAAUAUUCCAUUUAACAAUCCAAUUACGGGUUUCUGUGCCUUUACCCAUAAAGCAGGUAUACAUGCAAAGGCUAUCUUAGCCAAUCCAUCUACUUAUGAAAUUCUUGACCCACACGAUUUUGGUUUGAAGAGAUAUAUUCAUUUCGCUAACAGGUUGACUGGUUGGAAUGCAAUUAAGUCGAGAGUUGAUCAAUUGAAUUUGAAUUUGACUGAUGAUCAAGUUAAAGAAGUUACAGCAAAGAUCAAGAAGCUUGGUGAUAUUAGACCAUUGAACAUUGAUGAUGUUGAUUCUAUCAUUAAGGACUUCCAUACAGAAUUGACGACGCCAAGUCUCGCACCAGCUAAAAAUGAUACUAUUAACGAACCAUUAGACAUUUCCAGUGAACCAGCCUCUAAGAAGGCAAAGAUUUCAAACCACUAG